Messenger RNA from Humulus lupulus (European hop), 3665 nucleotides. RefSeq names its product mechanosensitive ion channel protein 6-like. The record is from RefSeq and is a predicted model, not a curated record. Gene Ontology annotation, biological process: monoatomic anion transport; transmembrane transport. Gene Ontology annotation, molecular function: mechanosensitive monoatomic ion channel activity. The transcript is spliced from 7 exons. The coding region runs from base 536 to 3397 and encodes 953 amino acids. Gene Ontology annotation, cellular component: plasma membrane. NCBI's taxonomy places the organism in Eukaryota, Viridiplantae, Streptophyta, Magnoliopsida, Rosales, Cannabaceae.
UUUUUUUUUUGUAAACAUGCACCAUCAAUUCAAACACCGGCCAUAGCAGCGGAAUAGAUAGAGAGAGCCAAACUUACCUUACUUUGCUUUGCAGGCUGUAAACACGCAUCAAAGUUCUCUUCUUCUUCUUCUUCUUCUUUCUCUCUCUUUCUGUACCACAGAGAAUAUCAAGGUCUGAGACCCACGUUUCUCAUACAUUUUUUUUGGAUGCAGAAGAUUUUAAUUCUUUCUUCUCUCACUUUCUUUCUCUGUUUCAAAGAUCCUAUCUCUUCCUUUACCUCAUUCUAUAUUAGACCUAUCGAUCAGGUUACUCUCUACACGAACCCUUUCAACUUCUCGUCAUUUGUUAAAUCUUUUGAAGAGUCGCACCAUUUUUUUUCCGACGAGUACACUUUUGCGCCGUUGCUUAAGACAUGUUCGAAUCUUUUUGAGUUAGAAUUCAGUUAUGACUCCAGCUGAAGAGCAAUUAGAUUUGUGGGCGGUGACUAGUGCCCUCUCCCUUUGUGGUAAGCAAUGUCUAUAAUUGUUAACCUCCAUGGACUCGCUCAAGAAAUCGUUCAAGUCCCACGGCUCUUAUAAUAAACGUACGAGGAGGAUCUCCGCAGGUGGAGGUAGCCAAACCAGCCACGAAGAGCUACCUAUUCUCUCAGAUCAAGACAUUGUCGAAGACCGUCAACCCCGUCUUCCGAACCAGAUGAACAACGAUUCCAUUGAUCGGAGCGAGGUCAUUGUAAAAAUCGAUGAAGGUGGUGAUUCCACCGUCGCCGGCGACCCUUCUAAAAAUGCCGGGAAGCUUUGGCAGGAAACUAGCUAUGAUGCGUGGAAGGACCCUGCCAGAGACAAUGUGAAUGACGACGACGACGGAGAAGGUGGUGAUGGGCAUAGAAGGAGUUUCGAUUUUGUGCAAGGUAAUAAGCAGCUGCAGGAUCCUCCGUCGAAGUUGAUUGGGCAGUUUUUGCAUAAGCAGAAUCAGAGGUCUUCAGGGGACAUGGCGUUAGAUAUGGAUUUGGAGAUGGAUGAGCUCCGCAACCACCAGCCUUUGGCCGAGUCUCCGAUGAAUGUUUGGCAGUCGAGGGAGUUGAAGGUCUCGUUUAACCCUCCGUCGACCUCGACGGACGCCAUCGAAGGAUCACAGGCCAACGAGCCGACGCGGCGGCGGUGCAAGGAGUCGACGGACGACAAGGAGAGUCAUGGACAACAGGGGAAGCCUAAUCAUGAAGAGAAAGAGGUUGUGAGGUGUACGUCAAACGCGUCGUUUCAGCCCGAGCUUUCGUUUCAGAGAAGGUCUAGUUUGUUACGGGCAAGGACCAAGUCCAGGCUUAUGGACCCACCCGAUGAUCAAGAUAGGCGAGCGGAUCGGGUUCAUAGGUCCGGACAGAUUCCCAGGUCGGGUCAGGUUCUGAAAUCCGGGUUGUUGCCGAAGUCGGGCCAAAUGAAAUCUGGAUUUUUGGGGAAGGCAGGGGAGGACGAAGAGGAUGAUCCCUUUUUUGAUGAGGACUUACCCGAUGACUUCACUAGGUCGAAGCUUAGUGCCUUGACUCUGAUUCAAUGGGCUAGUUUGGUUUUGAUCGUUGCGGCAUUAGCGUGUACGCUUUCUGUAACAUGUUUGAGGGAGAAAAACUUGUGGAAGUUGAAGCUAUGGAAAUGGGAGGUCUUGAUUGCGGUUCUGAUUUGUGGGAGGUUGGUCUCAGGUUGGGGGAUUCGAAUUGUGGUAUUCUUUAUUGAGAGGAAUUUUCUUUUGCGUAAAAGGGUUCUGUAUUUCGUUUAUGGUAUUAGAAAAGCUGUUCAGAAUUGUUUAUGGCUGGGCCUUGUUUUGGUUGCUUGGCAUUUCUUGUUUGAUAAAAAAGUUGAGAGAGAGACUAGGAGUGAGGGCCUCAAAUACGUGACUAAAGUAUUGAUAUGUUUCUUGGUGGGUACUUUGCUUUGGUUGGUGAAGGCCCUCAUAGUGAAAGUUCUUGCUUCUUCAUUCCAUGUUACUACCUACUUUGAUAGAAUUCAGGACUCGCUUUUCAACCAGUUUGUGAUUGAAACGCUUUCGGGUCCACCAUUGAUUGAGAUUCACAAAACAGAGGAAGAGGAUGAGAGACUUGCUGAUGAGGUUCAGAAACUCCAGAAUGCUGGGGCUACUAUACCACCUGACCUUAAGGCUACGGCUUUCUCUUCCGGGUUGCCCCCGAGAACAAGCCGAGUCAUCGGGAGUGGUCGGUUGUCGAAGACAAAUAAUAGUGCCAAACUAUCUCGGAUGCUUAGCAAGAAGUCACAGGAGGGAAUAACAAUUGAUCACUUACAUAAGUUGAAUCCCAUGAAUGUGUCCGCCUGGAAUAUGAAAAGGCUUAUGAAAAUAGUGCGAAAUGGUUCUCUUACUACGCUUGAUGAGCAGAUUUUGGAUUCGACCCGCGAUGAUGAGUGUGCUACUCAGAUCAGGAGUGAAGUUGAGGCCAAGGCUGCGGCCAAGAAGAUAUUUCUGAAUGUGGCUAGGCGGGGCUCCAAGUAUAUCUACAUAGAGGAUUUGAUGCGUUUCAUGCGAGAAGAUGAGGCUGAGAAGGCCAUGAGUCUCUUUGAAGGGGCAACUGAGACACAAAGAAUCAGCAAAUCUUCCCUGAAAAACUGGGUGGUUAAUUCAUUCAGAGAGCGGAGAGCACUUGCCUUGACACUAAAUGACACUAAAACUGCUGUCAACAAACUUCAUCAUAUGGUAAACAUAAUAGUUGCUAUUGUUAUAGGGGUCAUAUGGCUUAUUGUACUAGGAAUUGCCACCACCAAAUUUCUACUUUUCGUUAGUUCCCAGCUAGUUCUUGUGGCAUUUGUUUUUGGAAACACUUGCAAGACGGUUUUUGAAGCCAUUGUUUUCUUAUUUGUGAUGCACCCUUUUGAUGUCGGAGACCGGUGUGAAAUUGAUGGAGUUCAGAUGGUUGUUGAAGAAAUGAACAUCUUAACUACCAUUUUUCUAAGGUAUGACAAUACGAAGAUAAUAUUCCCUAAUAGUACUCUUGCCACAAAGGCCGUGAACAACUUCUACCGUAGUCCAGACACAGGAGAUGGUGUGGAAUUCUGCAUCCACGUAGCUACUCCGGCGGAUAAGAUCGUGGCUAUGAAACAGAGAAUAACAAAUUAUGUUGAGAGCAAAGUGGAGCAUUGGUAUCCCGCACCAAUGAUUAUAAUGAAGGACCUAGAAGAACUAAACAGGGUAAGAAUGGCUGUCUGGUUGUGUCACAAAAUGAACCACCAAGACAUGGGUGAAAGGUAUUCAAGAAGAUCCCUUCUGAUAGAAGAGAUGGUUAAGACAUUCAAGGAACUUGACAUUCAAUAUCGCCUUCUUCCAAUAGACAUUAAUGUCUGCGCCAUGCCAACUGUGACCUCGACUCGGCUUCCCAAUAAUUGGACUCCUACAAGCUGAGAAAAUGAAGAAGACUACCAAAUCAUAACUUGAUAAACAUUGAGCUAAGGAAAGGAAGUGAGUGAGCCCCGGAGGCGUUUUGGGUGUGGGGGUAAAUAAUUUUUUUUUAGAGAAUUAUAUUGUUUUAGUUGGUUGAGCUACAUAGCAAUUACGAAUGGAAAGAUAUAUGCUUCCAAAUACCCCAUAUUGAAAAAAAUAUGUCAUGUUUACUAAUUAUUGGAAAAAUAUGUUCCAAAGCUCAAUUUAGACCAAAAUACUUCUUUCAUAA